This is a messenger RNA of Pseudonaja textilis, 1582 nucleotides long. The record is from RefSeq and is a predicted model, not a curated record. NCBI's taxonomy places the organism in Eukaryota, Metazoa, Chordata, Lepidosauria, Squamata, Elapidae.
AUGGCUGAUGUGAUGCCCACAGUGGCCAGAAACACCCUGCUUAGUGCCCUAGAGGAGAGGCGGCGGCAGCAGAUGAAGAAAUUCCUGCUUCACCGGCUGAUCUUUGUUGCAAUGCUGCGAGAAGAUGCGAGUGAGGGUGAAAUCACAGGUAUUGCAGUCAGUCUCACCAUGACCUUCGAAAGACGGAGCUUCCCUUGGACGCUCUUAACCAGCGUUUGUCACUGUGAAGACGAUGCUGGUGAUAACCUUAAUUUUGAAUCCUGCCCUAUCAGUAUUGAUCUUUCCCACUUCCUUUUUAAAGACUAUCAUGAACAGCUUUUCCAGAAGAUUUCACGAUCCCAUUUGGGGGAAGCAGCCUCCGGGGUCCUUCUCAUCUACUCCCAGAGCAUACUCCACAUUCUGGAGGCCUCCAGCGGCACCCUCUACCACAUCCUCAUGGACCUGGCCCUCUUUGAACAACAGGGAGCAGCGGCUUUAUUACGAGAUAUUAAGAUAAUGGUAAUGUCUCAUAACAUCCCCACCAGACUUUUCUCACAGUGGAAUGCCACCAAAUUGGAAGUCCCUGUAACUUUGGAAGAUGUUACCCAGAGCCAAACCACAGAAGAAGUUAUUACUGAGUGUCUUACACUUAUUCUCAAGAUGGGAGUGUAUCUUGCAACACUCAAGAUGGGCAACAAAGACCUGGGCGAGUGCCUCCACACCGCUGUGCCGGAGCUGCUGAUCCCAGCAGAAACGAUCCAGUAUUUGUGCAGGAGCCAAGAAUGUUUGAGCCCGGCAGAAUUUCUGAAGAUGUACAAGAAGCCUUUGCAGCCACAAAUGGAUUCAGGUAGCUCUUCUGCCCAGAGGGGAGUCCCCCAAGGUGGACCAGACAACCCCCAGCCCAAAAGGAAAGUCUCCCUCCUCCGCCAGGCUCCAAGGCAGCUCCUGGUCGACAGGAAGCUUCCACAGGGCUCCACUGGGACCAAGCAAGUCACCAUUUUUCUAGAAAGCUGUAGAUUCUACUUGAAACUGAAGACGUAGAGAGAUGGUUUAUGCUUGGAAAGCUGGUGCUUUGCAGCUUAAGUGCAAGGGCCUCCCAAAUAGGCAACUUUAAGGCUUGUGGACUUCAACUCCCAGAAUUCCUUAGCCAGCCAUUAAGAAAACCCACCCUGGGUGAGGAAUUUUGGGAGUUGAAGUCCACAGGCCUUACAGCUGCCAAGUUUGGAGGCCUCUAUUUUAAACACAAUUAGAUGAUCUUGGCAAUAUAUUCCAUUUAUCCUUCCAUCCCUGCCCCAGCUUCUUUUUAAGACCCCAACAUCUUUCAGUUAAAAUUGGGUGGGUGGAUGGAGAAAAGGGAGCCUCCAAAGAAAAUGUUCGAUGCAAAGAUCACGGCGUAAGAAAGGGACUUAUUUUAAUCGUUAACAAGGUUGCUCAAUGAAGAGUUACAAGAGAUGCCCCUAAAUUACCUAUGGCCAUUUCAAACUAGGAUGGCUGCAGGGGCCCAGUGGUCAUCCGCCCUAAUGACCCACCACAGGGCCACUGCAGCACCCCCUCCCCUCCCCUCCCCUCCGCUUGGGCCUCCUCCACACAUGCUAAUCACGCC